GCAGCGGGCUGGGCGCUGCAGUUGGGAGCUAGGAGCGCAGGGCUCGGGAGGCGGAGCCCCGGGGAAGGGAGGGGCUGGGCGGAGGCUGGCCCUGAGAUGAGUGUGUCAGGUCUCGGCGCAGCAGCCAGGCAGCGGCCCGCUCCGGGGCGGGACCAGAGGCGUUAACCCCUUCGUGCCCGCGGACGCGUUAACCCCUUGGGGCCUGGCGCGGACUGACUCCGGGGCCCGGCGGCUGGACUCCCCGCGCUGCCCGUUCCAGAUGCGCCAGGCUCGGGCGCGCCGGGCGGAGAGCGCUCGCCCCUGAGCCCGCCGCGCCCCGCCGGAGAGAGCCCCGCCUGAGGCGCCGAGCCCCGGCCCGCGAGGAGCAGGAGCUGCCCGGCCAUGGCCGACCCCCUGCUCGCCGAGCGCCCGCCGCCGUCCUGCCCCGCUUCGGCCGCGGAGCGCGCGGGGGGCGCCUCGCCCCGCGAGCCGGCCGGGCGGUGGCCCGCGGGAGGAGCCGAGCAGCGGGCGGAGGAGCGCGCCUGUCAGGCCUCGCCGCCCGCCGGGGCAGGCCGGGGCGAGGAGGCGGAGGGCGGAGACUGGGCCGCCGGAGAGGGGCAGCCUCCCGCGGAGGGACAAAGAGCCGGGCCCCGGCCGGCCCCGCCGUGCCAGGGCUGCGCCGGGCCGGGGGGCCCCAGGUGCCGGCCCCCUGUCGGAGGAGAGGAGGAAUGGCGGCAGCGGCAGCUGGGCAAGAAGAAGCACCGGCGGCGCCCCUCCAAGAAGAAGCGGCACUGGAAGCCCUAUUACAAGCUCACCUGGGAGGAGAAGAAGUUGUUCGAUGAGAAGCAGAGCCAGCGGGCUUCCCGGCUGCGAGCGGAGAUGUUCGCCAAGGGGCAGCCCGUGGCUCCGUACAACACCACCCAGUUCCUGAUGGAGGAUCACGAUCAGGAGGAGCCGGAUCUCAAGACUGGCCUUUGCCCCAAGAAGGCUGCCGCUAAGUCAGAUGAUACCAGCGAGGAAGACUUCCUGGAGGAGGCGGCGGACGAGGACGGAGGCAGCGACGGGAUGGGCGGCGACGGCAGCGAGUUUCUCCAGAGGGAUUUCUCAGAGACUUACGAGAGGUACCAUGUGGAGAGCCUGCAGAACAUGAGCAAGCAGGAGCUGAUCAAGGAGUACUUGGAGCUGGAAAAAUGCCUUUCCAGGAUGGAAGAUGAGAACAACAGGCUGAGGAUGGAAAGCAAAAAAUAUGGGGGGGACUCCGCAGAGGAUCCUAGGGUAAGAGAACUCGAGUUGGAACUGGACAUGUUGAGAGCUGAGAACCUGAAGCUGUUGAAAGAGAAUGAACUUCACAGACAACAGGAGAACUCUCUUUCCAAGUUUGGAGAGUGAAACUUUUGGGGGUGGGUGGGUGGGGGGUGGGACUUUUUACAGUGAUGGAAUGUAACAUUAUAUACAUGUGUAUAUAAGACAGUGGAUCCUUUUUAUGAUACAUAAUCAGAAUAAACCACAGCCUUGUAUUAGUUUUUGAAGCUAUAGCUAUAGUGUAGUGUGUGUUCUGUUAACUAUGUGCAACUGAGAAUGCCCCCUUUUUUAAGGCAAAUGUGACUCAAGGGGAGGGGUGUGACUCUUUUUGAUGUGCAAGUAAAAUUGAGUCAAUUUAUGAUGCAUUUUAUGUUUAAACCAAAAGGGAAGAAAAUCCAGGGGGAGGGGGAAAAACCUAGGGAAUUGUAAAUCGGCCAAAUUCUGAAAACAAUAAAAUUCAUUAGUUCCAAUAAAUUUAAUUACUUGUAAAUGUAACAGUUUCAGUGUGAUUUCUAGAAAAAUAUUCAAAAUAGCAUUCUCCUAGCUGGGAAUAAAUUUUGAAUAAUUUUUAAAGUGAUAUUUGUAUUUUUAAAUGGCUUUUAUUGCCUAAUAAAUCAACAGAACUAAG
Chelonia mydas (Green sea turtle) is the source of this 1909-nucleotide messenger RNA. RefSeq names its product HEXIM P-TEFb complex subunit 1 (gene HEXIM1). Gene Ontology annotation, molecular function: cyclin-dependent protein serine/threonine kinase inhibitor activity; 7SK snRNA binding. NCBI's taxonomy places the organism in Eukaryota, Metazoa, Chordata, Testudines, Cheloniidae. Gene Ontology annotation, biological process: negative regulation of transcription by RNA polymerase II; negative regulation of cyclin-dependent protein serine/threonine kinase activity. The record is from RefSeq and is a predicted model, not a curated record. Gene Ontology annotation, cellular component: nucleus; cytoplasm; nucleoplasm. Bases 382 to 1368 code for a protein of 328 amino acids. The transcript has a single exon.